AAAAGUGAUUGUAGAGUAUUAAAACGGUGUAUUUCGUAAAAAAAACAAGUUUUCCACGGUAAUAACUCAAAACUCAAUUCACCCACCGGAAUCAACGUCAAUCACAACUCUACUAUCAGCACUGUAUCUGGCGAUAAAAUUUUCGAAUUCAGGAGUUGUUCUGUAACUGAAUAAAAAUGGCAGAUGGUAGCUUGACUUCUCAAAAAAGGGAUCCUAUCAAAUCUUCAGUUGGGAAUUUGGCGUCGCAACGCAGACGGCAGAAUGCGGUUGCUGUUGCUAAAGAGAGGAGAGAUAUGCUUGUUAGAACUAAGCGGCUUUGUAGGGUCGGAGUUGGUGGUGGUGAUGAUGAUGGUGAGCCUGAUAAUGAUAUGAUGCUUGAUGAGGAGCAGUCAAUUCUGGAUGCUCAGACUUCUUCAGCUGUUGAUGAAUUGAAAGCAUCUGUUGCAUAUCAGGGAAAGGGUGCACAGAUGAAGAGGAUCAGUGCCCUACGUGAGCUAAGACGUUUGUUAUCUAGAUCUGAGUUACCCCCGGUUGAUGUUGCACUUAAAGCUGGAGCAAUUCCUGUUCUUGUGCAGUGCCUUUCAUUUGGUUCUCCAGAUGAGCAGUUACUGGAGGCAGCUUGGUGUCUUACAAACAUUGCUGCUGGACAACCAGAAGAGACAAAGUCAUUGCUCCCUGCAUUGCCUUUGCUUAUUGCACAUAUUGGAGAGAAGAGUUCCUUGGCAGUAGCUGAACAGUGUGCAUGGGCAAUAGGUAAUGUGGCUGGUGAAGGAGAGGACCUUAGAAAUAUUUUGCUGUCGCAAGGGGUAUUGUUACCUCUUGCCAAAAUGUUACUUCCGGACAAGGGAUCAACUGUGAGGACGGCAGCUUGGGCCCUGUCGAAUCUUAUCAAGGGUCCAAAUCCCAGAGCUGUAACUGAACUCAUCAAGAUAAAUGGUGUACUUGAUGCAAUUAUGCGGCAUUUAAGAAAAUCAGAGGAGGAACUGGUGACUGAAGUUGCUUGGGUGGUUGUGUAUCUUACGGCCCUUUCAAACAUUGCUACAAAUACGAUGGUUAAGAGCGAUCUUGUUCAUCUUCUUGUGGAAAGAUUGACAAUAUCUAACAGUGUGCAAUUGCUAAUACCAGUGUUGAGAAGUUUGGGUAAUCUUGUUGCUGGUGAUGCAACUUUAUCUUCUACAGUUCUUAUUGCUGGAAGUGAAGUUACAGAAAAACUAGUAGCUGCUCUAGUAAAAUGCCUAGGGAGUGAACACCGUGUACUUAAAAAGGAGGCUGCUUGGGUGUUGUCUAAUAUUGCUGCAGGCUCCAUUGAACACAAGAGAUUAGUAUAUGUCAGUGAAGCAGUACCACUGUUAGUGCGACUUCUUUCUACAGCACCAUUUGAUGUAAGGAAAGAAGUAGCCUAUGUCCUUGGUAACAUCUGUGUGGCCCCAGCAGAUGCUUCUGGAAAGUCAAAUUUGAUUGUAGAACACCUGGUUUCAUUGGUUAGCAGAGGAUGUCUUCCUGGUUUCAUUGAGCUUGUCCGGUCUGCUGAUUUAGAGGCUGCGAGAUUGGGUCUGCAAUUUCUGGAGCUGGUGCUUAGAGGAAUGCCUAACGGUGAGGGACCGAAGCUUGUAGAAAAAGAGGAUGGCAUCGAAGCUAUGGAACGAUUUCAAUUUCAUGAUAAUGAAGACCUUAGAAAUAUUGCAAAUGGAUUGGUCGACACAUAUUUUGGCGAGGACUAUGGGCUUGAUGAAGCAUGAAGUAAGGAUCCAAGAAAUAUGGUCUGUUUCUUCGUUAACUUUCAACAUUCAUUUCUUGUUUUUGACAUUGAAUUUCAUGUGGGAAAAAUCUAUUUCGAGCAACGGAGGGGCCGAUCUUUAGACCUGUUUAUGGCACUACAUAGCUCAUAUAUUUUCUCUUCUCAUAUUAGUCUUGUGUGUUGAAUGUUGUAGCCGGUUUUAAUCUUUUGAGAUUAAGGUUUUUGCAAAUGUUGUUUGCUGUGUACUCGAUGUUGGCAUGAUAGCGGAAAAGGCAAAGAAUACUCGUCAAACGAAUGCGAGCACAGGCAAAGAGGAAGUAUACUCCUGAAAUCCCAAUUUAUUUGAUCAAAACGAAACAAGUGAAUCAAAUUCGAUGAGGACACAAACCAAGCUCAACCAAAUGUAGCAAUUUAGCUGGUCUAAUGAGUAAUGAGACAAGCAAUUAAAUUAGCAAGGUAUAGUAGGGUAAGGUAGGUGUUGGAUAAAUUAAAAUGACUAAUUGAUUGAUUCCUACUCUUGUGCUUUAAUAAAACAGGUAGAAGAGGAAUGUACUUCUUAAUUCCACUUAUUUAAAAUUCUUACAUCAUAUUUUGAAUGAUUUAAAGUAUUUAAACUUAAAGGGAUAGAUGAGUAUUUAUUUAUUUAGGUACAUGACAAUGGUUUUUUUUAUUAGUGGGUCAUUACAAUGUUA
Messenger RNA from Amaranthus tricolor (Joseph's coat), 2430 nucleotides. RefSeq names its product importin subunit alpha-9. Bases 177 to 1739 code for a protein of 520 amino acids. The record is from RefSeq and is a predicted model, not a curated record. Gene Ontology annotation, molecular function: nuclear import signal receptor activity; protein binding. The transcript is spliced from 11 exons. Gene Ontology annotation, cellular component: nucleus; cytoplasm. NCBI's taxonomy places the organism in Eukaryota, Viridiplantae, Streptophyta, Magnoliopsida, Caryophyllales, Amaranthaceae. Gene Ontology annotation, biological process: NLS-bearing protein import into nucleus.